UUUGAGUGUUUUUCUGUGGUGGUGAAGUUAGCUUGUUAGCGGAGCUCAGAGCCCGAUGCCGAGAAGCUAAUGUUAGGCUGACGUUUGUCCCAGCGAGGCAGGCUGCCCUGACGGACAGACACACACACACCUUUAUGCGGUUUAAUGAAACAUCUCCUUUGUUUUUAUGUUGUUUGAGCUACGGUACCAAAAUCUGCAUUAGCAUGUAGUUACAUGUUGUAAAAGCUGAGUUAAAGCCAAGUCAAACGGGAAUAAAACACGGCAUGAUUUAGUUGUGGCAUUAAGAUUCAUGUUUCACUUUCACAAAGUUCACGUUAUAAGAAUGAAAUCUCUAAAGUGUGAUGAUAACGAUAAGAAGAAGAACAGUUAUUUUUAUAUUUCAAAAUCUACUUUACAAAGUGCUUCACAAAGGCAGAAAAAUAAACAUAACAGUCAUAAACGAAAGCAUAUUAUUUAAAUUGCUCUUUUGCUCUCAAAACAGAUGAUCCCAGAAAAAGGUUAACAGUUUCUAACAGUCAUGGCUUUAAGUUAAUGUUUAUUAUGAAGACUACGAGGGGUUUGUCUUUGCAGUGCAUCAGUGGUCAGUUUGAGUUUGCUGUGUUGUGUUCAGGGCUCGAUGUGAGCUGUGACUCGUCUCUCUGGCCCUGCAGAUUAACUCCCGCCUCCUGUUCGCUGUGCUGCCGUCUCUGCUGUCCAUUCCCAGUUACUAUGAGUGCAAUGCGCGUGGAUGCCAAAGUGGUGAUGCUGGGAAAGGAGAGUGUGGGGAAGACCAGCCUGGUGGAGAGAUACGUUCAUCACCGCUUCCUGGUGGGCCCCUAUCAGAACACUAUCGGUGCUGCUUUUGUUGCCAAACCAAUCCAGCUGGGAGACAAAGUGAUCACCCUGGGAAUAUGGGACACAGCUGGAUCAGAGCGCUACGAGGCCAUGAGCCGAAUCUACUACCGAGGAGCCCGGGCAGCCAUCGUCUGCUACGAUCUGACGGACAGCAGCAGCUUCCAGCGAGCUCGCUUCUGGGUGAAGGAGCUGCAGAGCUGCGAGGAGCACUGCAGGAUCUACCUGUGUGGCACUAAGAACGACCUGGUCGCAGGGGAUCGCAGCCUGCGCCAAAUCGACUACCACGACGCUCAGGACUUUGCUGAAGAAAUCGGCGCGCAGCACUUUGAGACCUCCAGUAAAACAGGAAAUAAUGUGGAUGAGCUGUUCCACAAAGUGGCUGAGGACUACAACAGCAGCGCCUUCGAGUAUAUGACAGCAGAGGAAACGGGUGUCGACUUGGGCCAGAAGAAAGACUCAUAUUUCUACUCCUGUUGCCAUAACAACUGAUGCUGAGCAACAGGAAGGGGAGUCCGUCGCCUUCCCUCGACUGGAGUGAAACCUGGAUAUGCUGGACAGAUAACUCAGCUCUGCGAACUGGGAUGCAAGAAAAAGAAUUAAGUAAACACUGUAAUGUUUAUAACUUGUUAGAUAUGUUCAUUUCUUUCUGUGCCAUAAGAACUGAGGGCUGCAGGACUUUGUAGAAGAGGAUCUGCUCCUGCUGUUGGGGAUGUCCCCUGUUUUAUGGUCUCGUCAGCCGGUCCCCCUUUCCUCUGCAGCGUCCUCUCAGCUGGACCCUGGAAGUUAUCACAUCCCCAAAGCUGCAGUGUGAAACGGUCUGAGGCUGAGGGAACCAGCAGAGAACCGGCAGAGAAGAGCUGACUGGGACUGCUGAUUGCUGUAGUACCUGCAGGGCUUGAGGAGGUUGGGUGGUUUGUUUACAGCAGGCACACCUGGAAUUCUUCUUUCUUAUACUUUUGCAAAUGAAUGAAAUGGUACCAAUGCUCUGACAGGUGUGUGUGUGUGUGUGUGUGUGUGUGCGCGCGCGCAUCCCAGAUCAGCUUUCCACACUUUGUUUCUUAUGUGUUUAGCCCAACCUUUGCCUUGUGAAGUAUUAACAGGCUCGGAUACGGAGUCACCACUUACGUCCCAGUGGCCACCUGUGGUACUGCAAUCACCCCAAAAGCAUAGAGGCAUCUAAAAACUGUUGACAGCUUUCUGCACACAGUGUCCUCAUGUAAAGCGUGUUGGCUGAGAGGGGACACAAAUGGGCGGGGCCUGUUGGAGAAACACUAAUGAGCAUGUGCAGUGGAAGUAAACCCGAAAGCUGUUUUAACUUUUUUUGGUUUAAGCGCUCAAUAAGCAGUUUACGUUGAAGUGAAGGUGGGCCAUGUGGGAGUUCAGUAUCCCGUCUGUGCGACACAUCCACAGCGACAGGAGCAGCGUAUGUCUCACUUGCUGGAUAAGCUUCGAUUGUGUCAGAAAGAACUUCAGAUAAGCUCGUUUUAAGGUGGCCAUUACAAACACACCAAGAUGUCUGCCUGGCCUCGGCCGGCUGAAAGAAAAUUUAAAGGACACUUACUACAUUUAAACUCUACAUUUUCUAUUUUCUAAAAAUUUCAAAUGCACAGUAUGGAAAUGCGGGUCUUCAUGACUGAUGAUGAUUGAAGAGCCAAGUUCCACCGUGUUGAGAAACAGCAGAGUUCAGCAACACAGGAAAACACAAGCAAAAUGUUGUGAAUGUUGUAAUGUGUCGCCAACUGUCAUUUAAAAUGUUCUCAGAUUUCUCAGAGUAAUGUGUGCAUCCAUAUUUAACUUCAAGACUCCACUCACUAAUUUAUUGCCUUUGAAGCUGUGCUGGCAGGAGGACACGGGGAAUAAACGGACACGGUCUGAGUUUCCUCCAUGUUGCUGCUUUGACGUGUUCAUGUUCAGUGUGUUCAUAUUUUGAUGCACAAUGUUUUUUAUUGACGGCUGCUGAAGGCGGACAGAAGUACUCAUAUGUUCUGUAAAAUUAAAAGCUUGUUAAAUGAA
Molecule: messenger RNA, 2847 nt
Organism: Scatophagus argus
Lineage: Eukaryota; Metazoa; Chordata; Actinopteri; Scatophagidae
Gene: rab24
Product: RAB24, member RAS oncogene family
Exons: 8
Coding region: 532-1323 (263 amino acids)
Molecular function (GO): GTPase activity; GTP binding
Source: RefSeq, a predicted model, not a curated record